AUGCCGUCGCUCUUGACGCUGCUGCUCUUCUGCGACUUCCUCGAGAACCGCCUGCACACGUCGAACCUGCUUCUGCUGCGUCGCAUGUUCAGCGACUUCUGCGUCGGCAACGAGCACACGCUGCAGGACUUUAUCCGUCUCGGAGCGAGUAUCGUGACGGUGAUGUCCAUGGAGAGGACGAGUCGCGUCUACCGAGAGGAAGCGGCUCGCCUGCUGGCUCAGCAGAUCAAGGAGAAUUCCGACGCACAGCAGUUCCAGCUCUGCGUCUUCCGCUACCUGUCGGCGCGCGUGGCCACCAAGAACAUUUUCUGGCUGCGGGACAUGUUCCUCGAGUUCUGCAACGGAGACGACGCUCUGGUGCGUGCGUUCGUGAGUCGCGGCAACGAGGUCGUCAGCGUCAUCCCCGUGGACAUUCAGGCUCUCCAAGCGAGGUCAAUGCAGUCACAGUUCGCUCCAGCGUCGGAGAUGCAGCUGCAGACCGGGACUUCACUUCAAGAGAGACUGGAACAAGAACACCAAUUAGAUCCCUGCAGUGACUCGGAGGAGAACGAGGAGGAAGACGACGAUGAGAUCACGACACUCGCCGAGUUGGCUUCAGUCGCAGCAAUGCCGCCGUCGGUGGAAGAUCUGAACAUCUGCACCAUGGAGGUGCUCGAUCGCAUCGAGGAGCAGGAGCCUUGGAACCAAGUCUUCCGACCCAGACACGUUGCCCUUGCCCGUGAAGCGGUCCAAGUUAGCUGCAGCGUUCAAGGAGUUCUGGGCGAAGCACGCUCGCGCAGUCUGGGAGCGCCCAUUCUGGGCGCCGCUGGUGCGCGCAAGGCCUUCCAGACUGUGAUGAGGAGCAUCUACCAAGAGCUUGGCGCCAAGUUUUUCGUCCAACUGGAUCAACGCUCGAAGCCGCACAAGGGCUGGUGGUACGUGGAGCCCGUACAGGACCUCGUCACCAUCGCCCAGCGCGUGGGCUUGGCUGCAUGCCUCCAGUACGUCGAGUCGCAAACGCUCCAGCGAUUCCCCCUUGUGCCUGGGAGAAAAGUUCGCGUGGCCAGACCGAACAACGGCAAGAGCAAGAGCAUGUGGUCCGUCGCCAGCGCGAUGGGGCCUAUUUUGCGUGAGAUCUGUGCCCUCAAGGACCGGAGCAACGGCUCGAAGCGCAAGGCCAAGAAGUGA
Messenger RNA from Phytophthora sojae, 1167 nucleotides. RefSeq lists its product as hypothetical. The transcript has 2 exons. The record is from RefSeq and is a predicted model, not a curated record. NCBI's taxonomy places the organism in Eukaryota, Oomycota, Peronosporomycetes, Peronosporales, Peronosporaceae. Bases 1 to 1167 code for a protein of 388 amino acids.